AUGGCUAUAAAACAUUAUGCCAUGAGGAAGCAUCAAACUUUUUUUGUGGUGGAGUCAAAAGCAACAACAUAUGUUGUGAAGUGUGUCAAUCACAAUAGUGGAUGUCCUUGGAGAGUUCGAGCAUCAUUGCCAAAAAAUGGAGACAAGUGGAAAAUUAUAAAGUGGGGUGGUGCCCAUACGUGCGUAAAUGCUUCAAUCUCUCAAGACCACCAAAAGUUGGAUUCCAAAUUUAUUUGCUUAUGCAUUCUUGGUAUGGUAAAAGAAGAACUAUCAAUGCCUAUUUCGUUAAUUCAAGAGAGAAUUAGUGGUCAAUUUGGAUAUUCAAUUUCAUAUAAGAAGGCAUGGAAAGCAAAACAAAAAGCAAUUGUUACUGUAUUUGGUGAUUGGGACGAAUCUUAUGCUGCAUUGCCAAGGUGGCUAGAGUACAUGCAAUUACAUGCUCCUGGAUUUGUAUACAAAAUUGAAACAACUAAUUAUGUUGAAGGUCACACCGUGGAUAAUAGAUAUCGAGUUUUUCAUCGGUUGUAUUGGUCGUUCAAGCAAUGUCAUGAAGCUUUCAACUUUUGUAAGCCUAUAAUACAGGUAGAUGGAACAUUUUUGUACGGUAAGUACCGACAAACUUUGCUAAUUGCUACGACUCAAGAUGGAAACACCUGUGUGCUUCCUAUUGCGUUUGCCAUUGUCGAAGGAGAAACCUUAUCUGCAUGGGAAUGGUUUUUAGCCAUGAUUCGUAUACAUGUGACAAAUAAGGCAGGGCUAUGUUUGAUCUCAGAUCGACAUCAAAGUAUAAAAGGUGCAGUCUCUAACCCACAUCUAGCAUAUACACCAUCAAAACAUAUUUUUGAAUCUAAGCUUAAUAUGUUUCGAUCACAAUCACCUGAAAUUCAGAGUUGGAUAGAUAAUAUAUCCAAGGAAAAGUGGAGCUUGGCUUAUGAUGAUGAAGGACGUCGUUAUGGCCACAUGACAACAAAUUUGUCUGAGUCCAUAAAUAAAAUUUUGAAAGGGGCAAGAAACCUUCCUAUUACUGCCUUGGUCAAAGCUACGUAUGCACGGUUAGUAGAAUAUUUUGUGAAGCGUGGUGAAACCGCAAUGUAUGAGGUUAACAAUGGAGGAAGAUACUGUCAAAAAUUAAUGGAAGCUAUGGAAAAAAAUCAACAAGAAGCAUCUUCACAUCAAGUUCGGCGGUAUGACAUACAAAGAACAAAGUUUGAGGUUGAGGAGGCAUUUAAUCCAGUGACACAAAGGGGUGGUCAUAAGUGGACAGUCAUAUUGUCCACACGUUAUUGUCAAUGCGGAAAAUUUAAGGCAUUCCGAUAUCCAUGCUCACAUGUCAUAGCUGUUUGUGCUCAUAUGAGCAUAGAUUUUUGGCAAUAUGUGGAUCCUGUUUAUACUAUACAGUAUGUUAUGAACGCAUAUUCAUCUUAG
Messenger RNA from Abrus precatorius (Indian licorice), 1425 nucleotides. RefSeq lists its product as uncharacterized. The coding region runs from base 1 to 1425 and encodes 474 amino acids. The record is from RefSeq and is a predicted model, not a curated record. The transcript is spliced from 3 exons. Gene Ontology annotation, molecular function: zinc ion binding. NCBI's taxonomy places the organism in Eukaryota, Viridiplantae, Streptophyta, Magnoliopsida, Fabales, Fabaceae.